GACGGGUGGCGAGCAGCGGCCUCGGUCGUGGACGCGUCCCCGCCUCGCACCGGCGGCCCGUGCUGAUCGACGGCCUCGUGGACGAGGGCUGGCCCGGCUUCUCGUGGAGCGCCGAGGAGUGGGCGGAGCGCCUGGCCGGGGUGCCGCUGCCCGCCAGGAGGCUCUCCGCCGUGGCCGCCCGGGGCGCCCUCGGCGCGGCGCGGGAGGUGCCCGGGGAGGCCUACCUCGGCCGGUGGGAUUCGAGCGCGGGCGACGAGCGAGAGGACGGCCAGGACGCCACCGUUGUGUUCAGCACCUCGGCGUCCGACGCCGCUAUGGUGCGGCUCCGGGCGCUGGGCGUCGUGCGAGAGCCGCCGCCGCUGCUGCGGGCGGUGCAGCUCUACCCCGUCCUCAGCAUCGGGCGCGCGGACGAGGGCCUGCCCUUCCACCAGCACGAG
Molecule: messenger RNA, 437 nt
Organism: Prorocentrum cordatum
Lineage: Eukaryota; Dinophyceae; Prorocentrales; Prorocentraceae
Source: the annotation of a GenBank genome assembly